CAGAUUCGAGCCAACCGCAUCAGGUCCGACCCGAGCCCGGACCGCGUCGUUGUGGACGCAGGGCCCACGGCCAGCUAGCGAUACUUGCCGGGCCCCACGCGUUCUCUCCACUUCCUCCUGACCUUUUUGAGUCUCUUCUUCCACCCGGCGGCAGCGGGCAGCGCAGGCGAGCAGACCAAGUCGCCUGCAGAGUGCAGACUGCAGAUACAGUCCGUGCUCUGACGGAGCAACAGGAGAAGCAGAGCGAGCCGAGGCGGAGUCGACAGGCGAGUGGUUCCACCGACCGUCUCCCCUGCCGCAAGCGAACGGGUGAGCGGGGCGCCGUGGAUCUGAUGUCCCUUUGAGAUUCUACUCUGCUUCUGUUCUCCCUACAGCUUGGUGCCUUAUCAUGGAGGAAGCGGGGAGGGGCUGCGGCUUGCUCAAGGUGGUUGUGACGCACGGCCGGAACCUAGCCGUCCGGGAUUUCACGUCCAGCGACCCCUACGUCAUCGUCCACGUUGCCGACAAGACCACAAAAACAAAAGUUAUCAACAGUUGCCUCAAUCCAGUUUGGAAUGAAGAGAUGACAUUCUCCAUGAAAGAACCAGUAGGAAUAAUCAAAUUUGAGGUGUUCGACUGGGACCGGUUCAAGUACGACGACAAGAUGGGCCAGGCUUUCCUGGACCUGCAGCCUGUGGCGGCGGCAACCAAGCUGCGGAGGGCGCUGCGGCUCACAGCUGGCGAGACCAACCUGCGGAAAGUGAACCCGGACGCCGACAACUGUCUGCUCUCAGAUAGCUUCGUGACGUACGCCAACGGGGAGGUCGCGAUAGAUGCUAGGCUGCGGCUGCGUGAGGUCGAGUCCGGCGAGCUGUUCGUCACUAUAAAGUGGAUUGAACCUGACAGCGCCAACACUGGAAAGCAAGCGGAUCACUAGCUAGCGAUGCAUUUUGCUUGCAGCACUGCAAAUAUGUAAUAUGACCUGAUGUGGGCUGAUUUAUGAGGAUUUUUUUUAAAUCGUAUAUUUUUAUUAUCAAUUACAAUGUAGAAGGUGUUGUAUGAGAAUUUGAGAUGCAUCAUGUCGGUCAUCCAGUGCCCGACGUGUCACCUAUUAGCAGCGGCUAUCCUAUAACAACGCAUGUUUUAGACAUUA
Molecule: messenger RNA, 1132 nt
Organism: Zea mays
Lineage: Eukaryota; Viridiplantae; Streptophyta; Magnoliopsida; Poales; Poaceae
Exons: 3
Coding region: 389-916 (175 amino acids)
Source: RefSeq, a predicted model, not a curated record